CCAUGGUUCAUAAUUGAAUUUAUGUGUGCAAUUAAUAUUCAAGUUGAUCUAAUUCAUGUGUUCAAACUUGAAGAGAAAGAGAGAAUUGAGAUAAGACCAGUCAAAUGGAUUGAUACUCUGCAUGGAAAUGAGCUUACAUUUUUUAAAGAGGCUAGUUUGCUUGUUGUUCUCUCUCCUCCUGGUCUUUAUAUAAACCAUAGUUUUGUUGCAGACCCAUUAACUUUUCUUGACUGCCACCAAACUGCUUCUCAAGAAUCACAAUUUCAGCCUUCUCUUCAUCACUUCCUUGAAAACUAGCAUUUUUUAAACUUCGAAGCUCUUAAAAAUGUCAGCUUUUUCAUACCAACAACACCACCAUCCUUUUCUUCUUGACUCCGUUUUCUUGCCCAAUACUAAUCCCAUUAAGGUGUCUGGCUUUAUGGAGGAGGAAAAUAUUAAUAUCCUUAACUCCAACUUAUUGUCUCCAUUUAACCCACCCAAACCUCUUGAGGAGAUUCCUCUUGAUGCUAGAGUUCAUGAAACUAGCUGUGUUGAUUGCAGUUCAAAGGUUGUUCUUAGUGAUAAUGAGCCUUCUGUGACCAAAAAACAAAGCACAGACUCCUCCACUGUGGUGGAUAAGCUUGAAAGUGGUGAGCAGGUUACUCAGACUCUGCCUCACAUGAACAUGAAGAGGAAGAACAGAUAUGGUUCUUCUCCAAAUUCUUCUCAAUCUAAGGAUGCGAGCGAAGUGAAAAGCAAGAAGCAAAAGAAGUGCAAAGAUACCCAGAAAGAUGAAGAAGAUAAGAAACCUAAAGCUGAAAAGAGAGAAAAAAAGAAAAUUUCCGAUGAACAACCACCUACUGGUUAUAUUCAUGUUAGAGCCAGGAGGGGUCAAGCCACAGACAGCCACAGCUUAGCUGAAAGGGUCAGAAGAGAGAAAAUUAGUGAGAGGAUGAAAAUAUUGCAAAAACUUGUUCCUGGCUGUGACAAAGUAACUGGAAAGGCCCUCAUGUUGGAUGAAAUAAUCAAUUAUGUGCAGUCCCUGCAGAAUCAAGUGGAGUUUCUGUCAAUGAAACUAGCUUCUGUGAACCCCAUGUUGUAUGAUUUUGGAAUGGACCUAGAUGCAUCCAUGGGCAGACCAGAGAGAUUGAAUGCCAUUUCUUCACCAAUGUCAUCUCUGCCACAAUGCAGCCCUUGCCCUACCCAGCUCACAACUUUUGCUGAUACCACUACCAUCACCACCUACAACACAUCUGAUAACUAUCCUGUUCUUGAUACUGCAGCAGCUUCACUGUUGCUUCAACAAGGGCAGAGGCCAAAUGCCUUCUCUCAGGAUAAUGGAAGUCUGUUUUGGGAUGUGGAGGACCAAAAACAAAGUUUUGUCAAUUCAUAUGGGUUCACCAACAACUUGUACUCUUUCCAUUAAUUUUUCACAUAAAGCUGCCCCUACAGGCAUCUUGCCUGCCUGGAGAUUUGAAAGCCCAACCGAAACCAGAAAAAAGGAAAAAAAAUGAAGUAGCAGUGAGGCAUGAAAAACAAUAGACAGAAAGCUUAUUUUUCAAGCGGAGUUUGAUGAAGGGAGGUUGUUGUUCACCAGGAAAAUUAAAGCUCAGGUUCCAGUAGAGUAAAGGGGCAUCUGAAGAUGAAUAAUGAAAAUAAAAAGGGCAGCAAAACCAAUGGAUGAUAAAGAAAGAACACCAAGCCAAGGACACAUAAAACCGACCAAAUAAGACCAGAUCCUUUAGCAGAUCCAUUUCGACUCCAUAAAGUUGCUCAUGCACAAAUUCCAAGAACCUUUGGUUGUUAAAUCCAGACACUUAAUUAUUUCCUGUAAAAUAUAAUAUUAUAUAAAACAUUUGUCUCUUAUUCUUGCAGUUAUUACAGUUAUUUUUGCCGUUA
This is a messenger RNA of Mangifera indica (mango), 1878 nucleotides long. RefSeq names its product transcription factor bHLH137-like. Lineage: Eukaryota; Viridiplantae; Streptophyta; Magnoliopsida; Sapindales; Anacardiaceae. Bases 326 to 1405 code for a protein of 359 amino acids. Gene Ontology annotation, cellular component: nucleus. The transcript is spliced from 8 exons. Gene Ontology annotation, molecular function: DNA-binding transcription factor activity; protein dimerization activity. The record is from RefSeq and is a predicted model, not a curated record. Gene Ontology annotation, biological process: regulation of DNA-templated transcription.